AUGCGGCGGAUAUUUUCGCAGUUUGCUGCUACUCAAACAUUUCGACUUUAUUCAAAUGCUGCUGGAACGAGUAAGAAUUCAACAACGAAUAAAUCAUCUAAUAAUACCUACAUAGCAAUUGAACGGAAAAAAGAUUGGAAAAAAUCAGCUGAUAGGUUUGGUACAUUGAGUUCAUUCGAAAAGAAACUUCUACCACUGAAAAUAUCUCAUGGUCCAAAGCAAACAAAUGAUACUUUUGAAGAAGUUGGAGGUAUAUUUGAAGAGGAAGAAACGGAGGAAGAUAGCAGCUGGACAUCCAGUUUUUUGCGAUCAAAAUUCAAAGAAAGCAACAAAGAAUUACCUAUAAUCACGGAACCUGUGGCCUUUGGUCGGAAACAACGAAAAAAGUUGAGGAAAAAGAAAGAAGCUGAAGAAGAGUAUGAGAAGUUGUAUGGUGUAGAUCGAACUACAGCAAAAGUUAUCAUUGAUUGUGCUAGGAAGGAAUAUAAUCAUUAUGAAGGUAUGCGAUAUCCUCCAGGUGAUAUACUGUUAGCAAGUACAUAUUGGCUAAAAAGCAAAUAUAAAAAUGAUUGGUUCACUAUUUAUCCGAUCAUGAAAAAGAAUCCAUCAUUUAACCGUGAUGAAUCAUUUUCCUGGGAUGAAAAUACUAGUCUACUUGAUCCAUUAAUCAUUGAAAAUGCUCGAAAACUUGGUUUUCGUGUGCCAACAGUCAUACAGCGUCGAGCAUUCCGAGCCUUUAAAAGUGAUGCACAUCUUCUUAUAGCUGCUGAAACAAGUUCAGGUAAAACAGCAGCUUAUGCUGCACCAAUAUUGUCUGCUUUAUUACGUAAUUUGGAUCGAUGUGCAAAAGCUGUUGUGCUAGUUCCUACACAUGCGCUGCGCAUGCAAACUUCAUUUAUGAUUAGCAAGCUUGCCGAAGGCACUGAUAUGAAAAUCAUUGGAGGUAGUGCGGGAUGGCGAGUCGAAAAAUUGGCUAACGAAGAGGACUGGAAUAUUCUUGUUAGUACACCUGGUUUUUCUCCGGAAUUUUUCGCAUCUCUCAAUAUUGAUUAUGUUGUUUUGGAUGAAGCUGAUAUGUUGCUCGAUGAUAGUUUUUUGAAUGAUAUCAGUAGAUUACUUGGUCCUCUUAAAAUACGACAUUCGGUGACUGAUAAGAAUGCUACAGAUGGUGUACGUUUGAUUUUCUCAUCCGCUACAUAUCCUGAUCAGUUACAAAGAAUUGCUGAAAGUAUAGUGGAUAAUGAUCAUUUGUACUGUGUCAAAACUGAGAAUUUGCAUCGUAUUAUGCCUCACGUAAAGCAAACUUUCGUCAGAAUCAGAGAAAUGGAUAAAUUAGAGAAAUUAAAAGAAUUACUUCUAAAAGGAUUGUCUUUUGCAAGUGGCCAAACUUUAAUCUUUUGCAAAGAUUUAAAAAAUGUAAAUUUGAUAUCAGAUUCAUUAAAAAAAGUGGGCAUCGAGCAUACUUCUCUGAGUGGUGGUCGUAGAACAGAACGGCUAAUUGAUGAGUUACACAAUGGUACUCUGCGUGUUAUUAUAGCAACGGAUGUUGCUAGCAGAGGUUUAGAUUUUCCUCAACUAAGGCAUAUCAUUAAUUACGAUUUUCCGCGGCAAAUAUCAGACUACGUCCAUCGAUGCGGUAGAAUUGGUCGUAUUGGAAGUUUGCAUAAAUGUCUAAUGACAUCAUUUGUCCGACGAGCUUGGGAAGUAAAGCAUGUGAAUUCCAUUGAAUUGGCUGCACGACUUGAUCGACCACUUGAAGAUGUGGAGCUGAAUGAUCCGGCAAGAUUGAUGGGUUUGCAGAGGAAUUUAAUUUCAUGA
Molecule: messenger RNA, 1818 nt
Organism: Brugia malayi
Lineage: Eukaryota; Metazoa; Nematoda; Chromadorea; Rhabditida; Onchocercidae
Product: DEAD/DEAH box helicase family protein
Exons: 12
Coding region: 1-1818 (605 amino acids)
Biological process (GO): mitochondrial large ribosomal subunit assembly
Cellular component (GO): mitochondrion
Molecular function (GO): nucleic acid binding; ATP binding
Source: RefSeq, a predicted model, not a curated record